GAGCGCUGCCCGCCCGACAGCGAGCCGCCCGCGGAGCAGAGCUUCAGCCUCGGCGCGGACGGCGCCCUGCGAGUCGGGCCUUUCUGCGCGGCCGCCAGGCCUGGGAUCCCUACGCCCUUCGGCCCGAUGCAGCUGUGGUCCAAGCCGCUGCCCGGUGGCGCCGCGGCCGCCGUCGUGCUCAACCGCGCCGCUCCCGGCGGCCCGCCCACCAGCGCGGACGUCUUGCUACCGGAGCUGCCCGGCCUGGCCGCCGCCGAGGGCGCCCGCGUGCGCGUGCGCGACGUGUGGGCGCGGGCCGACCUGCCUGCGGCCGUUGGCGGCGGGAGAGCUACUCGCUCAGCGUGCCGCGGGGCGACAGCCGCUUCGUGGUCUUCACCCCUGACCGGGAGCCCCAGGAGAUCUUCGCGUGA
Prorocentrum cordatum is the source of this 410-nucleotide messenger RNA. The record is from the annotation of a GenBank genome assembly. NCBI's taxonomy places the organism in Eukaryota, Dinophyceae, Prorocentrales, Prorocentraceae.